Messenger RNA from Aspergillus ibericus CBS 121593, 1360 nucleotides. RefSeq names its product alpha/beta fold hydrolase. Gene Ontology annotation, molecular function: catalytic activity. The record is from RefSeq and is a predicted model, not a curated record. NCBI's taxonomy places the organism in Eukaryota, Fungi, Ascomycota, Eurotiomycetes, Eurotiales, Aspergillaceae. Bases 224 to 1096 code for a protein of 290 amino acids. The transcript has a single exon.
UUCUAUGUAAAGCCAAGGCUAUGACUGAAGCGAAACAGGAAUAGGCAGCGAUGAUUCACUUCCCUCGCAGAUCAGCCCCCCGCAUAAUCCUUGUCUAGUGCCUACCACAGACUGCAUCCGAUCCAUAUCCAUCCUCCCCGCCAGGAUCUCAGAAAUCCAACAUUCUCCCCAUUCUUCAAUAUCCAACAUCCACCAUCCACAACCACCAUCCACAACCACCACCAUGCCCUUAACCCCCGUCGUCACAGAAAACAUCCUCAUCAACAACCACCGAAUCGCCCACGGCAUCCACGGCCCCUCGCACAACACCCCCGUGGUCCUCAUCCACGGUACACCCUCCUCCUCGCUUAUCUGGCGAAACAUCAUCCCUCACCUCACGAACGCCGGCUACAAAGUCCACGUCUACGAUCUCCUCGGCUACGGCCUCUCCGAACGCCCUUGGGAUCCAGCCACCGACACCUCCAUUAGCGGCCAAGUCCCCAUCCUCGAAUCCCUCCUCACUCACUGGAACCUCGACACCGCCCACAUAAUCGCGCACGACAUCGGCGGCGGCAUCGCGCAACGCUUCGCCAUUUUUAACCCCGAGCGAGUUCGCUCUCUGACCAUGAUCGACGUCGUCAGUUUCGAUAGUUAUCCAUCUGAGCGCACGAAGCAGCAAAUGGCGCUGGGAUUAGAGGGGUUGAUUCAGGCGGAGGGCGAGGAGCAUCGUGCUCAUUUCAGGGAGUGGUUGGUUUCUGCGGUGAAGGAUCCGGAGAGGAUGAGCAGGGAGGGCAGUUUUGAUGCGUAUUUGGGGUAUAUUUCGGGACCGGUCGGACAGGCAAGUUUCUUUCAGCAUCAGGUUAGGCAUUAUGAUUCGAAGCAUACGAUGGAGGUGGCGGGAAGGAUUGGGGAGUUGGGAAGGGUUCCAGUGAAGUUGGUUUGGGGGAGGGAUGAUAGGUGGCAGGUUGUGGAGUGGGGGUAUAAAUUGCAGAGAAGCAUUCCAGGGUCGGAAUUGAGUAUUGUGGAUGAUUGUGGGCAUUUUGCGAUGGAGGAUCGGCCGGAGGAGAUUGCGAGGAUUGUGGUGGAGUUUUUGGAUCGCAAGAGUGGUGGUGAGUAAGGUUGUUUCCUAAUACCGGGGGGAUAGAGGGACCUUGCCGGUGGUACAAUGGGUGAUCAGGUCUUGUAGUCCCCCCCCACUGUAGAGAAUUUGGAUGAACGAUUACUACCUGGAAGGAAGGCUAGAGAGGAGACAGCCUGCUCACUGGUAAUACAGUAGAAUCUAAAAACCUGGACGUGGAUCCCUAAUUAUCAAAACCAGCUCCCUUUCAAGCUUAUGGCCAUUUAAUGUCCAUACUGAAACCCAACGGAAGGGAAAUGCUUC